Molecule: messenger RNA, 2276 nt
Organism: Melozone crissalis (California towhee)
Lineage: Eukaryota; Metazoa; Chordata; Aves; Passeriformes; Passerellidae
Gene: INHBA
Product: inhibin subunit beta A
Exons: 2
Coding region: 1-1680 (559 amino acids)
Biological process (GO): SMAD protein signal transduction; BMP signaling pathway
Cellular component (GO): extracellular region
Molecular function (GO): hormone activity; growth factor activity; cytokine activity
Source: RefSeq, a predicted model, not a curated record
AUGAGCAUAAGGAAGCCAGCCUGCCUGUUCCUCCCCCUUCCUAAUCAUAGCCUUUACUCACAGACAAAACUCCCUCCCUCUCUCAUUCACUCACUCACUUUAGGCCAAUCCGUCCUCUCUCUCUCUCUCCCUCUCUCCGUGUCUCUCUCCUACUCUGAGACAGAGUCAGAACUCUUCUCCCUGACAGCCACAAACAUCUACAGCACUUAUUGCAUUCAGAGAGGGAACCUGCAAACAAAACUUCACAGAAAACUUUUGGUUCUUGUUCCAGAGAAUUUGCUGAAGAGAAGGAAAAACAAACAAACAAACAAGCAAACUAAACCAGCCCCCAAAAAAACUGUUCGUGAAGGGGGAGGAAAAGCAGGGCCUUUUAAAAAGGGAAUCACAACAACUUUUGCUGCCAGGAUGCCUUUGCUUUGGAAGAGAGGAUUUCUGUUGGUGCUUUGCUGGAUUAUAGUGAGGAGUUCCCCAACCCCAGGAUCCGAGGGGCACAGUUCAGUCACUGACUGUCCAUCAUGUGCCCUUGCCACGCUCUCAAAGGAUGUGCCCAGCUCACAGCCUGAGAUGGUGGAAGCAGUAAAGAAGCACAUACUGAACAUGUUGCACUUGAGGGACAGACCUAAUAUCACCCAGCCAGUGCCCAAGGCAGCACUUUUAAAUGCCAUCAAAAAACUCCACGUGGGAAAGGUGGGAGAGGAUGGUUAUGUGGAAAUAGAGGAUGAUGUUGGAAGAAGAGCCGAAAUGAAUGAAGUUGUGGAGCAAACCUCAGAAAUCAUCACUUUUGCAGAAUCAGGCACAGCCAAGAAAAUGUUGCACUUUGAGAUUUCCAAGGAAGGCAGUGAAUUAUCGGUGGUGGAGCAUGCUGAAGUGUGGCUCUUCCUGAAGGUCUCCAAGGCCAACCGGAGCAGGACAAAAGUCACCAUCCGCCUGUUCCAACAGCAGCGACAGCCAAAAGGCAAUUCUGAAGGAGCAGAAGAUACAGAGGAUGGGGGGCUGAAAGGUGAAAAGAGUGAGACUUUGAUUUCAGAAAAGGCAGUGGACACUCGUAAGAGCACUUGGCACAUCUUCCCUGUCUCCAGCAGUGUCCAGAGACUCCUGGACCAAGGCAAGAACUCUUUGGAUGUGCGGAUUGCCUGUGACCUUUGUCAAGAGACUGGAGCCAACCUGGUGCUACUGGGCAAGAAGAAGAAAAAGGAAGAUGAUGGGGAAGGGAAAGAAAAGGAAGCUGGAGAAUUCACAGGAGAAGAGGAGAAGGAGCAAUCACAUCGGCCCUUCUUGAUGAUGCUUGCCCGGCACUCAGAGGAUCGCCAGCACAGGCGGCGAAGACGAGGCCUGGAGUGUGAUGGCAAAGUCAACAUCUGCUGCAAGAAGCAGUUCUUUGUCAGCUUCAAGGACAUAGGGUGGAGUGACUGGAUCAUUGCUCCUACAGGUUAUCAUGCCAACUACUGCGAAGGAGAGUGUCCCAGCCAUAUAGCAGGCACAUCUGGCUCAUCAUUAUCUUUCCACUCCACUGUCAUCAACCACUACCGCAUGCGGGGCCAUAGCCCCUUUGCCAACCUCAAAUCAUGCUGUGUGCCCACCAAGCUCCGGCCUAUGUCCAUGCUCUACUAUGACGAUGGCCAGAACAUCAUUAAGAAAGACAUACAGAAUAUGAUUGUGGAGGAGUGUGGCUGUUCGUAGAUGCUAGUGUGCACAAGACCCUUCUUGUUAAGUAGAAAAUGUAUCAAAAGCCCAAGAAGAGGAAAGACCUGACACGGUAUAAUAUUUUUUGAGUGAAACAAUCAUCAGAAAUAUAAGCAAAAAUAGAAGAGAGCAAGAAAAGGGAGAGAAAGAAGAAGAAAAAAAAAGACUUAUGGAAGAUCAGGAAAGACUUCAGCUACAAAAAAGGAAGAAAAUGUCAUGAAGAUGGGCUUGAACAAGAUAGGUCAAAAUGGUGGUAUGGAUUGGGGAUUUCCCCUUCCUUUCAGUAUGCUCCUUAUCUUGUUACAUAGUAUACUAAACACUAGUUACUACUAGGGGAAGGAAGUUUUGUUCCCUCCCUUAGUUACCCAUCAGGUCAAGCCAUGGUAGCAGCUCAUCUAACCUGCAGAAAUUUGGACAAAGUCCAAAAGGUCAAUGAAAAGCCAUGUGUAUGAUCACUGCAGUCACUGGCGCUUUCCCCCCACAUUUACAGAGCAACUGAGUCGGUGUAUAGUGUUUGUGUUUGUAUAUAUAUUGCUAUGUAUUUAUAUACAUGUCUCUAUACAUACAGACACAAUACACAUACUUAACAUUGA